Erinaceus europaeus (western European hedgehog) is the source of this 595-nucleotide messenger RNA. RefSeq names its product cystatin-C-like. The record is from RefSeq and is a predicted model, not a curated record. Gene Ontology annotation, molecular function: cysteine-type endopeptidase inhibitor activity. NCBI's taxonomy places the organism in Eukaryota, Metazoa, Chordata, Mammalia, Eulipotyphla, Erinaceidae. The transcript has a single exon. The coding region runs from base 1 to 393 and encodes 130 amino acids.
AUGUCUGGUCUCCCGCACUUUCCACUGGCCCCCUUGGCCCUGGUCCUAGCCGUGCACUCUGGCCCUGCCAUCUGCCACAUCUCUGGCCAAGUCGCCGCAGCUAAUCGGCUGGACUUCGCACUCAGUAAGUACAACAAGGCGAGCAAUAACACCUACCACAGUUGCAUGGUGCAGGUGCUGCGUGCCCCCAAGCAGGUCGUGUCUGGGCUGAACUACUUCUUGGAUGUGGAACUCGGUCAGACCACAUGUACCAAGUCCCAUCCCAACCUGGUCAACUGCCCCUUCUACGACCAGCCUAGGCUGAAGAAGAGAACCUUUUGUUCCUUCCACAUCUACAGCGUGCCCUGGAUGGGCUCCAUCUCCAUGGUGAGGUCCAGCUGCCAGGACGCCUAGGAUCUUGCCAGAAAAGGCUGGGUCUUGCCGACCAGGUCCCUUCUUGUCUCUUCUCCCAGCACCACCGCCCCCACACCCCAGAGCUAUUAAACGAUAGGUGAGUGACCCCUUUCCUAACAGAGCACCCCCCAGUACACAGCUAAGUGGCUCUAACUUGUUUGCUGUUUCCAUCACUUUCCAAAUGCCCAGGUGCAGAGUACCC